AUGGAACUCCAACACCAACAAUCAUGCGUACUACCGACCGAUGUUCAAGCUUCGGAUAAUACACUGGAUGAGGCUAUAUCAUCACAACAUCGAGGCGUCCUUCAGGAGAGGUCUGCUAAUCGGCCACACGAAUACAACACCACUAAUACACCGCCACUAAAGCUCUCAUGCAGUCCUAGUCCAACAGAAAAUGCUUACGCACGGCGUGCUGCUGCGGCAGGAAGCUACUUCACUGGCAAUGUUCAUGCGCAACACAUCGGACUUGCGGGGUUUGGAGUCGAGCGAUCGGAGAAACAAAUCAGAUAUGAGCUUGAGCGGUUAUACAAGAUGCUCCAACGAUCCGACAAGUACCAGAAGUAUAGAGAAAAGCAGCCCGUGCUGACACCAGCGGAGUUCAUUGCUAGAGAAGCAGCCGAGAAGAGGGCAGCAGAGCGUAGAGGGGCAAAAGACGAGAAAGAGAAGAGUGUUUGGCCUGAAUUCCUGGAGCAUGCGUUCUGGAGAGCACUGAUUCGAUGGCCCCCGAUGGGCCGGAAGAAGUACUUGCUCGACGGCGCCCUACGAGGACGAAACGAACUGAUCCAAGACUCGAUUCGUAGGGACACUGGGAUCACGCGAUGCCGCAAGCAAGUGUCAAGUCACCUCCAAGUGCUCAAGCAGCAUCUUCGGGAUCAGCCUGCUGUGCUCGUCCACAUGGCUACAAAAGAAGACGACAAGAAGCGCCACCGCGGGAGCGAAUCCUCUCAGGCAUAUCACCUGGCGCAUGUUCGUGGCCGCCACCAUCCACAAACUGCAGUUUCCGCCUCCAAAUAUGAUUACAACGCCUCCACACCACAAUUUUGGCCGCAAUUCGGUGCGCUGCCGAAUCUCUCCCUAGGUGAAGGUUUGAAUGGCGAGGCUUCAACAUCGCCUUAUGCAGUUACAGACUUCACUAUGCUUGUUGAGGAUGACGACCAGCCAGUGCACCACUUCACACAACUUCUGUCUGAUGGGAGACUCGGCGAUCUGAAUGUUACAGAUACGGUGUCAUGGCACCGACAGUACCCUGAGUUUGGUUUUCUUCGAUCUCAAACUGAUGAUUGGACGAAGAAGGAUCGGAAGGUGCUGGUCUGCGAUGCUUCGAUCAAGAUUAUGACCGAGGCAAGACCAAAUGCCAACCUCUCCAUCACAUUCAAUCUACAAUCGCAGUGUGAUCUUUCGCCCUUCGAGUCUCUGGAAUGCACAACACGGUUCUACGACAGCGGCGACAUCGCGCCUGAUCCUCAGUUCGACGGUCCUAAUGCCCAUGAUUUGAAGGAGCACCGCACGCCUUGCGACUAUAUGCCUGACCCGCAUGGCUCCAGUGGUUGUUUACGGAUCGCCUUCGGCUCUAGAUUUUGGGUCAACCGCAUGCUGAGGUAUCAAAGUCUAAGACAUAAAGACGAAAACUGUGUGAGCAGGUCAUUGCUUCGGUUGACAGCUACACAAGAUGUCUACGGUAUAGAACGGGGAACAGGCAAGGCACAAUGCGUGCUGACUAUUCUCUGGAGAUUUACGCAGACACGAAGCUCUGCCGAAGUGGGCAGUAUGACUUGGCGAACAGCGAGCUUCGGUAAUUGCCAUGCUAUCGCUGCGGAGCAGAAGUGGAUUAAAGAGGAGGACCAUAUGGGUGCAACCAUGGAAGAUAUGGAGGGCGGCCACGAAGAAGUAGAGGAAUGCUCAAACUCCGCUCCUGAGGAAGCCACGCUAUAUCAUCCGGUCUCACAACUGCCCUUGGAUUUCCAGCAUCCACAUGCAGCAUACCCAUCAUAUGCCGUCCAGCCUCACCAUGCUCAUGGUCCACCUCAACUAUCUCUUGACAUACUCGCGUCUAUGCACCCAGACCUCGAGCACCACUCUGCUUCAGCACCUACCACCGCAUCCGCCACCGACUACUCCCAACAAAGCCUUUCACUAUCGCACAGCCAGGACAAUGUGACCACAUAUGCCCAUGACAAUGACUUCGACUUCAACGGUGGCCACAUUACCAUAACCGGGGCCUUUGAACCGGCUAUCAAUCUUGCGGCAUAUGAUAGCUUUGCGAGCCAGGGAAAUGGGUUGGAAGGCCUGCAUGCGCUUGCGGGGCUUGAAGGGGACGGUCUUGCGGGCUUGGGGCUUGCUGUUAAUGCCAACAAUGAGUUGGUCACCGUGAACCGUGGCAUGCAAGAUCCCUCCGAUCUAGCUUGCUACUCGACAAAACCAAACUGGCAUCACGUAAACCUUAUUUCGAGCCUGGAGAAUGCCGCGGAGCAAUAUCAUUCGUAUCUGGGACAUGAAAGCCAUGGUCAAGCAUCUCGAGGUCACGAAAUACUACCAGGACAUGAUGCGUACCAGUCCGCGAACCAUGCAGAGAAUCUAGUUGCGCAUGGCCUACACGACUCGCAUGUAAACGUCAAUCCAGGGCUGUGGAACUUGCAGAGCCCAUUCCAUGAGGAUACUGGGGGCGGUGCAGUAGGUGUUGUAGACUGUAGGGGGGAGAAGGGACAUGGAGUGGGUUUGGGCUUGGGGCUAGGGGUGUUAGAUUUGAUUGAGAGGGAUCAAAGGGCUAGGGGUUACUAG
Cucurbitaria berberidis CBS 394.84 is the source of this 2574-nucleotide messenger RNA. RefSeq lists its product as uncharacterized. Gene Ontology annotation, molecular function: RNA polymerase II cis-regulatory region sequence-specific DNA binding; DNA-binding transcription factor activity, RNA polymerase II-specific. Bases 1 to 2574 code for a protein of 857 amino acids. The record is from RefSeq and is a predicted model, not a curated record. Gene Ontology annotation, biological process: regulation of transcription by RNA polymerase II. The transcript has 3 exons. Gene Ontology annotation, cellular component: transcription regulator complex. NCBI's taxonomy places the organism in Eukaryota, Fungi, Ascomycota, Dothideomycetes, Pleosporales, Cucurbitariaceae.